Messenger RNA from Zingiber officinale, 808 nucleotides. RefSeq lists its product as uncharacterized. Bases 93 to 671 code for a protein of 192 amino acids. NCBI's taxonomy places the organism in Eukaryota, Viridiplantae, Streptophyta, Magnoliopsida, Zingiberales, Zingiberaceae. Gene Ontology annotation, cellular component: chloroplast stroma; chloroplast thylakoid membrane. The transcript has 3 exons. The record is from RefSeq and is a predicted model, not a curated record.
CCUAGAAACCAACCUAUCCAAAACAGCACCAAGCGGCCCUUGUACUGAGAGAACCAGCACGACCCAACCACUCAAUCCCCACCCACCAAGCCAUGGCAGCCGCGGCAGGGAAGCUGCUUAUCCGCUUCGCCAAUCAACUGAACCCCUCACCACCACGACUCAUCAUUUCUGCCGCCGCCAGCGCCGCUCUGCCUCUCGCCGGCGUCACCUCCCCGAAGCUCCGGAGCAAGGUGCUGGAAUCAGCCGUCGCGCCGCUUCGUGCCUCGUUGGGGAAAGAUAGCAAAGUACAAGCCGGCGUCGAGGAUGACGACGGCGUCUCUCUGGCGACAAUGAAGCUGCCUGCCAAUACCGACAUCCCGCUGUUCGAGACCCUCCUCUUCCAAUGGGCAAACAGUUUGUGCCAAGGUGCCAAUUUGCCGCUUCCUGUUCCUCUCAAGGUGGACAAGGUAGAAGGCGGCGCGAGAUUGGGAUUUAUAGAGAUUGAUAACGGGAAGGCCGAAGUGUUUGCCUACAUAGACUGCCUGGUUUUCCCGGCCACCGGCAGCUCCGGCCCGUUGUUCCGAGCCACGAGGAAUGGACCAAUGAAGGAUCAAGCGCCACCGGGGGAGCCGAGAAUUAUGAGGAGCCUCCUCCAGGCCCUCCAGAAAUCAGUUCAGAUUGCAAGUAGUUGACCUUCUCAAUUCUCUGCAUCAUGUUAAUUUACUCGUGUUGUUAAUUCGGAUGCUUCAUCAGCGAGAGCUGAUGAUCAGCGAUGUUAGAUGAUCAAAUUUGGUGGUUUGGCAAAAUGAAAGCCUGGCGAUUUGCUUGA